Messenger RNA from Dicentrarchus labrax (European seabass), 803 nucleotides. RefSeq names its product proteasome maturation protein (gene pomp). The record is from RefSeq and is a predicted model, not a curated record. Gene Ontology annotation, biological process: proteasome assembly. The transcript is spliced from 6 exons. Gene Ontology annotation, cellular component: nucleus; cytoplasm. Bases 95 to 520 code for a protein of 141 amino acids. Lineage: Eukaryota; Metazoa; Chordata; Actinopteri; Moronidae.
CCGGCUCAUACAGGAUGUGUCGUCAUGAAAACGCGACUCAACUCGACCGGAUAUUUCAGUGUGUCGAAAAGAAAGUAGAAGAAGCGGAAUCACAAUGGACACCCGAGGACUCCGCUCUCAGCUGAAGGACAGUGUACCUGUGGCAGGCUUAUGUCCGCAGGGAGCGUACGGAGUGCGGGACUCCCUGAGGAGCGGCUUUUCUAGUGUAAAGAAUGAGCUCCUCCCAAGCCACCCACUGGAGCUGUCAGAGAAGAAUUUCCAGCUGAACAAGGACAAGAUGAAUUUCUCUACACUCAGAAACAUCCAGGGUCUUCAUGCUCCACUCAAACUGCAGAUGGAGUACAGGGCAGCUAGACAGAUCCAGCGCCUGCCGUUCUUACAGAGUUCAAACCUGGCUCUGGAUACGCUGCGUGGCAGUGACGAGGCCAUCGGCUUCGAGGACGUCCUCAGCGAUCCAGCCCAGUGUGAAAUGAUGGGCGAGCCACACAUGAUGGUGGAAUACAAACUGGGACUGUUGUGAAAGAAGACGGACGCACACAAUACACACCUACACACAUAGAUUUAGCUUUAUUGUUUGUCUGUAUACAUUUGUUUAUUGGCUCAGAGAUAAAAAUUCAGGUUCUGGAGGAUUGAGUUGAUAAUGUUUUGGGAAAGUAAGGGGCUCGAUGGGAAGUGUGGGGGGGUAACCUAAAGGACGUAGAUCUGGAGUGUUAAAACAGUUAUUCAGACAAAUAUCAGUUGCUGCUUUUGUAUGAUUCCAGUCUGGUUGGUAUUUCUAAUAAACAUCAUAACCUUCUUCAUGA